Messenger RNA from Hypoxylon trugodes, 1515 nucleotides. RefSeq lists its product as uncharacterized. Gene Ontology annotation, biological process: DNA recombination; double-strand break repair. Gene Ontology annotation, cellular component: nucleus. The record is from RefSeq and is a predicted model, not a curated record. The transcript has 5 exons. Gene Ontology annotation, molecular function: DNA binding. Bases 286 to 1383 code for a protein of 365 amino acids. NCBI's taxonomy places the organism in Eukaryota, Fungi, Ascomycota, Sordariomycetes, Xylariales, Hypoxylaceae.
GUCACUACAGGCUAUAUAGGUACCUACAUAAAACAUUGCAUAGCUGCCUACUCAGCUGACUGUAGACCUAUAAUUUACCCUUCUCCUAUCCAUAGACUAUCGAUUACAAGGCAGCAGGACCUGCCUAACCAACAUUGAACCUAUUAGAAACAUAAUAUUUUUGUUUUAUUUUCUUAAUCAAUGAGUCAAUAUCUCUCGAUAGCUUAAAUAUAAGCACACACCUUGCCUGACGCUUUGAUCAUCCAACUCGCUCGUGAUAAUUCGAAGAGACGGUCUUUGUUAUAAAUGGUAGAGACUGCGGUUCUACGGUUCCCCAUAUCAGGAAGAGAAAACGAAUAUUUCUUGUUAGAGACGUCCUCCAAUGGGUCGAAACCGCUAGACCUAAAGCUGGUCGGAUCAGAGAGCACAGCUGUGUUCAUGAUGAAGCUACGUCAUAAAAGAGUAGCCGACUUCAAAGCCUCAGGCGGUCCUUGUUCUCAUGAGGAGUGGGAAGAAAUCCUAACUUCGAUCUUAAUUAACGAGCACCUACUACCCGAUAUCGAGAUCAGAGCAGACGUCCAAUCAGAUGGCUCAUCGGUCUCGCUCUCUUUUCGGAAGAACAUUCAGGGAAUUACGCAACGGGUUGGUUCCCUGAAGCUAGAAGAAGAUGAGAAGACAGAGAUAUCCCCCUUUGAUUGGUGUGUCUCGGCUAUUGGAUCCCGAGAAAAGAUUCAAGAAAACCUAGCUACUACCAACGCCAAAACCCAAGCCCUAGAAGAUUCCCUUAAAGAACUCAAAGAUCAAUUGGACGAUUUAAUCAAGACAAAAGAAGAAGACGAAACCCAUCUUCUUGAAAAGUUCCGGAAUUUACUUAACGAGAAGAAAGUCAAGAUUCGACAGCAACAGCGUCUCCUAGCAUCCGCAAACGUAGACCCCGAAAAGCUGGCGAACGUUGCCGGCAGCCAGAGUAAACAAAAGCACGUCGCUCAAACAUCACGUGCUUCAAAGCGAAAAGUAAAGGAGGAACCUGAAAGUAGCGACGGAUUUGAGAGGAUGGAUGUUGAGGAGGACGGUGGUGGAGACGGCAUCGCACAAUCGGAGGCCGACGACGACGAGGGUAACACGACAGCAGAUGAAACUGCAAGUGGAUCGAGUUCAGAUGACGAACCGGCGCCGCCGCCACCAGUAAGAUCGCAGAAAAAUCAAGCCGUGGCGCCAAAACGCGCCACGCGGGCAUCCACGUCGGCGAAAGGAGCCCCUAAGCCCGACAGUGGCCCACUAGACGAUGACGAUGAGCCGUUACCGCCAAGACGAGUUCUGCCAUUUAUGAAAAAUAAGAAACCCACAGCUCCGCCGCCAAAGUCAGCGGACAGUGAUGAAACGGAGUCAGAUGAUGAGCUAUGAUAAAGCUAGAUACGAUUAUACCAAUGAGACCAUACAUUUACGAAACAGAUAUGAUAGGGACUUGGCAAUGAAAUCCGUUUCCUACAGACCUUUCUGAUUGAAUUCAGUCAUCUAACUAGCCUAAGCGAUGAC